AUCCUUUGCAUUGCUUCUGUACUUAGCAGGUUUGCAGGGCAGAACAUGUGGCAGGAUGUGCUCCUCCUCAGAUGCUAAUUCUUGAAGUCCCUAACAGCAAAGUGAAGUCUCUAAUAAUAAUAAGAGAAUAUGUAUUUGAGGGAUUUUUUAUUUUCUUUUUUAUUUUUGGAUAUGUCUUGCUCUCUGUUUUAACCAAUGUUACAUUAAAAUAAAGAUGAUACUUCUCUGUUCUUUCAGUGAAUGCAUAUGACAAGGUGAUUUUCAAGCCACAGUAGCUCUUAGAAGGUAUUGGUUUUGCUGGUGACAGAUAAAAAGGUUAUCUGAUGAAAUAUACAUGUUGAUUUUCUUCCAGGGAGUUUGUAAAUCCUCAACAAGAUUUAGAAGAUCCUGAGACUUAAGACUGCUUCUGCUGUCAAGCGGCUUGGAAAGCAAGUUGUCUCCCAGGUUGCUGAUCUGGAUAUCCAUCCCUGCAUCUCUGCUGAAGAAGAACCCGACUGCAUCUCAAAAGGAUUCCUGGAGCUCCCAUGUAUAACCUUCUUCUUACUGGCAAGCGUUAGAAAUGGCUAACAGAGGACCAAGCUAUGGCUUAAGCCGAGAAGUUCAGGAAAAGAUUGAACAGAAAUAUGACCCGGAAUUAGAGUCUAGGCUGGCGAACUGGAUUAUCGUGCAGUGUGAGGAACAGAUCGAACCCCCUCCUCCUGGAAGGCAGCAUUUCCAGACCUGGCUGAUGGAUGGAACGCUGUUAUGCAAGUUAAUAAACAGUUUACAUCCAAAGGGAAAUGAACCCAUUGCAAAGAUCUCUGAAUCAAAAAUGGCUUUCAAGCAGAUGGAACAAAUUUCUCAGUUCUUAAAAGCUGCUGAAAUCUACGGAGUAAGAACAACAGAUAUUUUCCAGACAGUGGAUUUAUGGGAAGGGAAGGACAUGGCAGCAGUGCAGAGAACCUUAAUGGCUCUAGGCAGUUUGGCAGUCACCAAGGAUGAUGGAUGCUACAAAGGGGAUCCAUCCUGGUUUCACAGGAAAGCACAGCAGAAUCGACGGGGGUUUUCAGAAGAGCAGCUUCGUCAGGGACAGAACGUAAUAGGCCUUCAGAUGGGCAGCAACAAAGGAGCCUCACAGUCGGGUAUGACGGGCUAUGGGAUGCCAAGGCAGAUUAUCUAAAAGCACCUCUGUCUGUAGAGAAAACACUCCUGCAGCAUGGUCUGUUCAGCAACAACAGAAAAAGAAAAAAAAAAAAAAAAAAAAAAGCUCAUUAGUUCUCUUUCUGCCUGGUUUUAAUAGUUAGUGCUCUGAGGUGUGGGGUAUUUUUUGUUUGGUUUGUUUUAUUUGCGGCUACAGGAGUUCAUCUAGGAACUUGGGUUUUCGUGGUGUUGUGUGUCAGUUCACAGCACAUGCGCACUGCUGCCUCCUACUUUUCACUUCUGAACUAUGCAAAGACAAUUAUUCUGUUUUAAUUUAUUUGCAAAGUGUUAUCUUCCGUAUUUGUCUCACAUUUCUCUUAUAUCUCAACCAGUAAUCUCGUUCUUCAAUUCAGUGAUGACAUUGUUUGAUCUAAGAAUAAAGACAUUUAAACACA
Messenger RNA from Tympanuchus pallidicinctus (lesser prairie-chicken), 1574 nucleotides. RefSeq names its product transgelin 3 (gene TAGLN3). The record is from RefSeq and is a predicted model, not a curated record. Gene Ontology annotation, molecular function: protein binding. Bases 560 to 1159 code for a protein of 199 amino acids. NCBI's taxonomy places the organism in Eukaryota, Metazoa, Chordata, Aves, Galliformes, Phasianidae. The transcript has 6 exons.